Messenger RNA from Ochotona curzoniae (black-lipped pika), 5584 nucleotides. RefSeq names its product heterogeneous nuclear ribonucleoprotein R (gene HNRNPR). The record is from RefSeq and is a predicted model, not a curated record. Bases 2749 to 4344 code for a protein of 531 amino acids. Gene Ontology annotation, cellular component: ribonucleoprotein complex; nucleus. NCBI's taxonomy places the organism in Eukaryota, Metazoa, Chordata, Mammalia, Lagomorpha, Ochotonidae. The transcript has 11 exons. Gene Ontology annotation, molecular function: mRNA binding.
UUCUUCCCCACCCGAGUCCGCUGUGUAGGUUCGGGUCUCCACCGACCCGCACCCGAGUGGGACGUGCGGCUCUUCGGGAUGGGCCUGACGGGGUGCGGUGGACGAGGGCGGGGUGCCCAGGGCUACCCCAGAGGAGAGAAAACUUUUGUGUGAGCGAAGGCGAAAGGCCGAUUUCUGUGGGGAGCCUUCGUACGCCCCCUCUCCCCACUCUGCAUGUUUCGAGCUGAGAUUUGAAGGAAAAAAUGACUACUAGAGGCUGUGAAACUUAGGCGUCCUGCAGCGCCCGAGGUAGUUCGUUCUGAGAAUGUCAGAGGCGCCCCGAACUGGAAAGGCGAUUCUCUCUCUCUUCUACGGUAGCGACCGUAUUGCCAGAGCCGAGAAAUAAAAGCUCAAUCCUUGCACACCACUGGUGUGAGAUUUUUUUUUUUUUUGCUGUCCUCCUGAGACUGUUAGAUUGGUGUCUCCCCUGCUCAGUCCUAGAGUAAGGGUUUGACGCGCCUAAGCCGUGACAUAACCGUUAGUUUUCAUUUCGUUGGUUCUUCUCGAGCCCGUCUCUUAACGUGGAGAAUUUGUACAGAAAAAGCCAGGCAGGAACUAGCGCUGAUUUCCCAAAGCUCCCAACAGUCCUUGGACAUCUGAAUACAAUUUUUACUUUUUGCUAAAAUGUUCAAGAUUGAAUGACCCCAGUUACAUUAAGUCUGUUUGCUGCAUCCAGAAAUAUGGUUUGGCUGUGUGGCAUCGUGUUGAAUUGACAUGAGUUUUCAGAGGUCUCCAUGAAACUUUUUUUUUUAAUGAGUGCUUUGUAUUUGGCUUGAGAGGUUUUUUUCUCCCCUUUGAUCUGAAGGUUUUAUUUUCUGCAAUCCAAUUAUCUUUUUUUGUUGUUAAAGUUUACAAACUUUCAGACUAUUUUAAGUAAUUUCAGUAUCAACUUGUGGAACCUUUGCAGGGAAGUGGUAGUCAAAUAUUUCUAUCUUGUGCUUACUACAAACUAUAUUGCUUUAGACUUAAGAAAAGCCAACACCAUAACAGAGGUUCCAUUGUACUUGUCUGUUAAAAAUUCGCCUCUUUUCUGUGACUAAUCGUAUUCCCACUAAUAAUGUAAUGCGGAGGGCUCUUGUGAUCCUGAGAACUUCGGAGUUGUGAUGAUCUGGGUGGGACAGCAUGGGGACAAGUGGGACUAGCAGUAACGAAUAUUCUGGAUCUUGGGGUACAUCUUUGUAGAAGCAAGUUGUAUUAAUCAGCCAAUGGAUUAAUUCAUAGGAUAGUUUCUGCAUCAAAAGUUGCAGUUUUGGGUGUUUCUGGUUUUGCUAGUUCAUCAGAAUUUGAUGCUUGCCUUGAGAAACAUUUGCCCAGCAUUUAACCAGUAUGUGUCUGUAUUAAACAGAAGGCUUGUCAAGCCUGAAUGUUUUCUAAUCAUGAUAUCAUGUAUCUCAUUGUCAGAGUUAACACUUCAUGUAUUUUCCUUUCUUCCAACUUUGUUACCUCCUGCCCUUGGUCUUCCUCCCUCUUUCAUUAACUUCAACUAAAUAUGAGUGGAAAAGCAAAAGUUUUAAGCCAGAAAACUGUACCUGGUGCGGUGCGUUUGCACCAUGUGUGAUAAGCUGUCUGAAUGCGGUGUCUGAUGGGUCUUAGUACUCUGUGGGAGACUUGGAUUUUCUCUCUAGCCGGUGAGGUGUCUUGAGUUUCAUCAAGAAGCAGGCUUUUCCUUGAGAUCCCCCUUCCUGUGUUUUAUGUUGCAAUGCCUUCACUCCACAGCCUGUUAUCUUCCUGCACAUUGUAAUGUCACCUCAGAUAAAUGCUUUGUAAUAAUUCUGUGCUUUUGAGACAGUGUAGAUACUGGUCUUGUAUGGUUUUAUUCUUUCCAGGAUGUUGAUCUACUUCAGCAUUACUUAUAGGCUGAACAUACAAAAUGAUUUUUGGUAGGGAAUCAGAAAUUCUGGCCAAGUGUAUCCUAAUUAGGUAAUGUUUAUUGGAACAACUUGGACGAGGUUAGUUGGCCAUUAUUCAGUGUGGUUUUGCAUCUCUAUUUUACUGACAUGGAAAUUGUACAUGUAUUCAUGCUUUUUAUUUUUUGAGAAGCAACCUUAACUGUAGCUCACUAUUUUAUGUGAACUUAAAUUGUUUAGUUCUUAAAAUUGGUCAUUUUUUCUUUUAAAUCUGUGAAUGGAAAUAGCAAAUUAAUCUUAGAACUAUAUUGUCAAACUUCGUGGUUUUUGCUUUUAUUAAGUGAGGUGGAGAAAGCCCGAACCACCAGCAUGUGGAACUAGAGACGAUAGGACACUAUUGUACAGCGACACUGCUUGAAGCAGGGUGAGGGAAAGCUGAAAACCUCUAAACUUCAUCAAGGAGCCUGUGGGUGUUCAUUCUGUUUUUAAACAAAACUUUCAAAAAUGGUGUAAGAAUUGAGAGCUAAGGGGCCUUUAGGAUUUUGUGGUGUUAUGUGGAUCUGCUCACCAGAGCACAGCAGGUGCUUUGUUAAUCAGCUGUUCUGCCUUCAGUAAAUUAACCUAGUGUACAUGAAGUUCCUUAAAGAGCUAAUGCUUCCAUGUACAUUCUCCGGAGUUUUGCAGGAUGAUUAUUGCAAAUUUAGAUCAGAUGCAUCACAAAAGGCAUAAAAUAUUAUUUUGAUAGAGGUUUUUAGCAGCAUGUAUACAAAUUAGUUUAGAUAAAUCAUGCAUUGUCCUACAAACUAGUUAUUUCUGGCUUAAUGUAAUAUAGCUCCUGAAUUUUUUCCAGCAGCAUAAUAAAAUGGCUAAUCAGGUGAAUGGUAAUGCGGUACAGUUAAAAGAAGAGGAAGAGCCAAUGGAUACUUCCAGUGUAACUCACACAGAACACUACAAGACACUGAUAGAGGCAGGCCUCCCACAGAAGGUGGCAGAAAGACUUGAUGAAAUAUUUCAGACAGGAUUGGUAGCUUAUGUCGAUCUUGAUGAAAGAGCAAUUGAUGCUCUCAGGGAGUUUAAUGAAGAAGGAGCUCUCUCUGUACUGCAACAGUUCAAGGAAAGUGACUUGUCACAUGUUCAGAACAAAAGUGCAUUUUUAUGUGGAGUUAUGAAGACCUACAGGCAAAGAGAGAAACAGGGGAGCAAGGUGCAAGAGUCUACAAAGGGACCCGAUGAAGCAAAAAUCAAGGCGUUACUUGAAAGGACUGGUUAUACUCUGGAUGUGACCACAGGACAGAGGAAGUAUGGCGGGCCCCCACCAGACAGUGUGUACUCAGGUGUGCAGCCUGGAAUUGGAACAGAGGUCUUUGUUGGUAAAAUACCCAGAGAUUUAUACGAGGAUGAAUUGGUGCCUCUUUUUGAGAAGGCUGGUCCAAUUUGGGAUCUCCGUCUUAUGAUGGACCCACUGUCUGGUCAGAACCGCGGGUAUGCGUUUAUCACCUUCUGUGGAAAGGAAGCUGCGCAGGAAGCUGUUAAACUGUGUGACAGCUAUGAAAUCCGCCCUGGUAAACACCUUGGAGUGUGCAUUUCUGUAGCAAACAACAGACUUUUUGUUGGCUCCAUUCCGAAGAAUAAGACUAAGGAAAACAUCCUGGAAGAAUUCAGUAAAGUCACAGGUUUAACAGAGGGUUUGGUGGACGUUAUUCUCUAUCAUCAACCCGAUGACAAAAAGAAGAAUCGGGGGUUCUGCUUCCUUGAAUAUGAGGAUCACAAGUCAGCAGCACAAGCCAGACGCCGGCUGAUGAGUGGAAAAGUAAAAGUAUGGGGAAAUGUAGUUACAGUUGAAUGGGCUGACCCCGUGGAAGAACCAGACCCAGAAGUCAUGGCUAAGGUGAAGGUUUUGUUUGUGAGAAAUUUGGCUACAACCGUGACAGAAGAAAUCCUGGAAAAGUCAUUUUCUGAAUUUGGAAAACUUGAAAGAGUAAAGAAGUUGAAAGAUUAUGCGUUUGUCCAUUUUGAAGACAGAGGAGCAGCUGUUAAGGCUAUGGAUGAAAUGAAUGGCAAAGAAAUAGAAGGGGAAGAAAUAGAAAUAGUCUUAGCCAAGCCACCAGACAAGAAAAGGAAAGAGCGCCAAGCCGCUAGACAGGCCUCCCGAAGCUCCGCGUAUGAAGAUUAUUACUAUCACCCUCCUCCUCGAAUGCCACCUCCAAUUAGAGGCCGAGGUCGUGGUGGGGGGAGAGGUGGAUACGGCUACCCUCCAGAUUACUAUGGAUAUGAAGAUUACUAUGAUGAUUACUAUGGUUACGAUUAUCACGACUAUCGUGGAGGCUACGAAGAUCCCUACUACGGCUAUGAUGAUGGCUAUGCAGUAAGAGGAAGAGGAGGAGGAAGGGGAGGGCGAGGUGCUCCACCACCACCAAGAGGGCGGGGAGCACCACCUCCAAGAGGGAAGCGAGGUUGAGGCUGCCCUGACCUGACAUGUCAUGAUGUCGACUUGCUAGGUGGGGUUCGCUGGGGACGAUAACCAGUGGAAUUGUUGGUAAGAACUUUUUUUUUCCUAUUUUUUUUUUAAUCAGUAGUGGGGCAUUAAGUGUGGGAGAAUGCCCGUAUUCUAUCAGUGGGCAAAUAUGUCAGCCUUGUAGGAAAAUAAGAAAUGAUUUUGUUCUUAAUAGGUACAUAUAAAAAAUACUACAUUUAUUCUUGAAUGGGUAGUUGAUCAGUAGUAUAGGAAAGAGUUGCAGGUAUGAAAUAAUGAAAUAUUGGAUGUAUAUUUUAGGCAAUCAAGAAUGACCAUACAGUCUAGUCUCUUGAAGAGACUAUAAGCUUGCUUUAUUUUACUGUGAUUUCAGUCCCAUCACUGAUGUUUACUGUAUUUUUAUUGGGUAGGUUAGUAGUAUAUAAUGCAUCUUAAGAGAUGUUCAAUUACACACUAAUUUUAGUGCAAAUAGGAAGGUGCUGAUAGACCAGAGGGUUUGAACACUAGUUGAUAAUUAUUUUAAAAAUUCUUGCAAAAUAGAUAUUAAUGUUAUAAAGUAAAACUUAGGUUUUAGCAGCUAGAUGGGCAAUAGAGGGAUCAACUUAGGUAACACUGGUAAAAUGACUUUUGGUCCAGAGGAAUAAUAUAGCUAGAAUGUUAAGACUUUGAAAUUACAGAAGCACAAACCAUUACGUGUUUUGUCUGAAACUCCAAGAGAGAAAAGAUUAGUAGACUGGUAGAAUUCUAAGCCAUUUUUGAGAUAAUUGUUAAGGAUGAAAUCUCAUGUUACAAAUUAUAGGAGAUUCUGUGAUGGUAAAAUAUAAAUUGAGGAAAUUAAAUUUAGUAAUGCAUUUCUUGCCAUACUAUAUUAAAAAUUGUAAUAUGGCAUAAACACUGAUGAAAAAUAGUUUGGAUUUUUAUGCCUGAGAACCUCCUCAGUAUUCUUAACAAUACUAUACCUUCCUUAUUGGUUGGGGGUGCCGGUGUAGAAAGCGUCUCCCAGGUAUUAAACAAGUGCUAGUCUGUGUCAUGAAUAUAAAUCUUUAUCUGUAAUUUGUUGUAGGCUAAACUGUACAUCACUACAAUGAAAUUCCAGGUGUAAGAAUUGCAGUGAUUGCAGGGUUGAAUUAAGAUACUUUCUUUGCUCUUCUGACACACUUUAUGCAUGUAUCAGUGAUAGAGAAGAUCAGGGUAUAGAACCGUAAAGGUUGCACUAGAUCACAUG